CCCCUUCCCCCUUCCCUCUCCCUCCUCAGACCUAGACGCUCCCACAUCGUCUUGAAUUCUUUACUGCAUUUGCCCUUCUCCAAGCAAAUCUCUCCCCCCAGCCUCACCUCACACCCCAGUUAGACCCGCAAUCCCCCAAAAUGGCUCCCAAAGUCGCCAUCGUUUUUUACUCCAUGUAUGGACACAUCCAGAAGCUUGCCGAAGCUGAGAAGGAAGGUCUCAAGAAGGCCGGCAUCGAGGCCGAUCUCUAUCAGGUCGCCGAGACUCUCCCUCAAGAAGUCCUGACCAAGAUGUACGCUCCUCCCAAGUCCGCCGAUAUCCCAAUCAUCGAUGCCAAGACCCUCGAGAGCUACGAUGCGUUCCUCAUUGGCAUUCCCACCCGUUAUGGUAACUUCCCAGCUCAAUGGAAGGCGUUCUGGGAUACCACUGGCGGCCAAUGGGGAUCCGGUGGAUAUUAUGGCAAAUACGCCGGUGUCUUCGUCUCGACCGGUACCCCGGGUGGUGGACAAGAGAGCACGGUCAUUGCCGCUAUGUCUACCAUGGCACACCACGGAAUCAUCUACGUUCCCCUUGGAUAUGCCAAGACCUUCCCCCAACUCACCAAUGUUUCUGAAGUCCGUGGUGGUUCUCCAUGGGGCGCCGGAACCUUCGCUGGCGCUGACGGAUCCCGCUCGCCUUCCGCCCUCGAGCUCGAGCUCGCUACUAUCCAGGGCGAGACCUUCGGCAAGCACAUCCUGAAGGUCUCAUUCUGACUAGAUGGCUCCUCAGCCAGUGGAACGAAGUCGGAAACGGCGGCAGUAGCAAAGAAAGAACAAAAUACCCAACAAAAACCGAAAACAAAUACAAA
Messenger RNA from Hyaloscypha bicolor E, 847 nucleotides. Its product is annotated as benzoquinone reductase. Bases 141 to 752 code for a protein of 203 amino acids. Gene Ontology annotation, molecular function: FMN binding; NAD(P)H dehydrogenase (quinone) activity. NCBI's taxonomy places the organism in Eukaryota, Fungi, Ascomycota, Leotiomycetes, Helotiales, Hyaloscyphaceae. The transcript is spliced from 6 exons. The record is from RefSeq and is a predicted model, not a curated record.